AAAAAAAGAUAAAAUAAUGAUAUGAUAUAGAUAGAGACUGUUUUUGCUAAUACUUGUUCUUCUCCCUCAUAAACAUCUUUCACUGGCCCUUUGUAAUUAUGAUUCUUCUCUUGACAUCAUUGUCUUCUAAAGGAGCAUCUCUAUCUCUCUAUAAAGAAAAUGCAAAACACAACAAACUUUCAUCUAUAUAACGCUUCUAUAUCUCUCCCACUUGAUCAAACACAUCUCACUUCUCCUCUCUGUCUAUUCCUGAUCUCUUCAAGAUCCAAACAUGUGUUUAAGUUCUUCAAAACCAUUCUCACACACACCCACGAGACUAGUCCUGUACCUCAAAACACAAACCCACGUUCGCAUCCCUCGCCUCUCCAGGAGGAGAAAGAUGUGGCGAGAAGAAAAGGAGAUGGAGAUUAACAAUAUAAGACUCUACAUGGAGAAUCAGUACAUGAUUCAAGAAAACGAGAAACUCAGGAAGAAAGCUCUUAUCCUUCACCAAGAAAACAAAGCUCUCCUCUCUCUGCUUCAGACCAAAAACGUUUCCCUUGUUCCAUAAAACAAAAAAAAAACAAUCUAAGGGCUCUAAAACACAUGCCAGUGUCUUAUCAUAUAAAGGGGUUUAGUAUUAUUACUUGGUAUACAUCUAAUUUUUUUUUAAGUUUCAUCUCUCAUGUAAUCUAUGUAUGUGUGUUCUUUUGUUAAUGGUACGUCAGACCAAAACUA
Molecule: messenger RNA, 717 nt
Organism: Brassica napus (rape)
Lineage: Eukaryota; Viridiplantae; Streptophyta; Magnoliopsida; Brassicales; Brassicaceae
Product: protein LITTLE ZIPPER 1
Exons: 2
Coding region: 272-550 (92 amino acids)
Source: RefSeq, a predicted model, not a curated record